UUUUGUUCUCUUUUAUAUAAUAGUUAUUGAAAAUUUAUAGAUUUGUUCCACCAGCAGCAGCAGUACCUGUUCGUCGACGUCGUAUUAUCGAAUCAAUUCUAUUACAUGUUCAACGAAAAAAAAAAACAUUUGAAAAAAUCAUUGAUAUUAUUAAACGAAGAGAAACAAUAACAAUGUAUGAUUAA
Adineta steineri is the source of this 185-nucleotide messenger RNA. The record is from the annotation of a GenBank genome assembly. NCBI's taxonomy places the organism in Eukaryota, Metazoa, Rotifera, Eurotatoria, Adinetida, Adinetidae.